Messenger RNA from Rotaria sordida, 1464 nucleotides. The record is from the annotation of a GenBank genome assembly. NCBI's taxonomy places the organism in Eukaryota, Metazoa, Rotifera, Eurotatoria, Philodinida, Philodinidae.
AUGGUAGUCCUUUUCGAAGAUCCACGUAAACUUCCUUUGGCAACAUUUUUAACGCAAGUUUUUAUUACAUUAGUUGUAUGUAAAAUUCUUGCUAAGUUACUUUCAUAUAUUCGACAACCACAAGUGAUUGGUCAAAUUAUUGCCGGAAUUCUUUUUGGUCCUUCUGUUCUCGGUCAUAUUCGAGGUUGGUCUGAAACAGUAUGGCUGCCAUCAAGUCUCCCAGCAUUUCAAUUGAUUGCUAAUUUAGGCUUACUAUUUUUUAUGUUUUUUUUGGGACUUGAACUUGACUUAGGCCAAAUCAAAAAUAGUUGGAAAACUACAAUACCAAUUGCAUGUGCAAGUAUUAUAUUUCCUGUGGGAAUCGGAUGUGCAGUAGCUUUAUGGUUCUAUGAUAUGAAUUCAAAUUUUCAAACGAAUAAAAUCGCAUUUAUUCUAUUUGUUGCGUCUGGUUUUGGUUUUUCUGCUUUUCCUGUUCUUGCUACGUUGCUCAAUUCAAAUGAGUUAUUGAAUAAACCAAUCGGUGUUCAAACAAUUUCUUUAGCUGCUGUUGAAGAUAUUGCUGUAUGGGUUAUUUUAGCGAUUGCUAGUGCUUUUUCAUCAGGCGAUUCAGCGCUUCAAGGUCUUUAUACUUUAUUGCUUACAUUAGCAUUUAUUGCGAUUAUGGUUUUUAUCAUUCGACCCAUUCUUAAGAGGCUUCAUGACUUUUAUUUACGUCAUAAUGAUGAUACCAAUGUUUACUUAGUUGUGAUAUGUUUAUUAUUACUUGUUGCUGCUGCAUUUACAACAGAAGUUAUGGGCAAUGGUCUAUGUCUUCCAAGAAAAGGAGAAUUAACUAACUUUUUGGGUUUACGUAUUGAACUUAUCAUUGUUGAAUUUUUUUUACCUCUUUACUUUGCUAAUAGUGGUCUUCGUACACGUUUGAAUUUACUUACUACAGGUCAAUCAUGGUGGACACUCGUUGUUCUUAUCUUUCUUGCUUCCAUUGCUAAAAUACUUCCUGUAACAUUGAUGUCAAAGCUUUGUACAAAAAAAUCAUGGUCUUAUUGUUCAUCAAUGGGUGUACUUAUGAAUACACGUGGUAUUGUACAAUUAGUUGUUUUAAAUAUUGGUGUUGAACUUAAAGUUAUUUCACCAAUUAUUUUUGCUAUAUUCGUUUUGAUGGCUACUGUUUUAACAUUUUUAACAUCACCAAUAGUAUAUUUACUGUAUCGACGAGGUGUUGAUAAGGAAAAAUUAUCUUCGAACGAUGUUACCGAAGAAUUAGAUACAGUUAGAGAAGAUCGUAAGAAUAUGGUUGAAUAUGAAAGUGCUAUUUACACAAUUUCAAAUGGUAGUGUAAUUGAUAAUGAAUUAAAUUCUUCAAAAGAUAAUUCAAAUGCAAAUCGGGAUCAGUCUGCAGUCAUUGACAAUAUUGUAAAAAUGCCAAUAUAUCCUAGACGAACUGUUAAUAUGACACGAUUUUAA